This is a messenger RNA of Aureobasidium melanogenum CBS 110374, 1530 nucleotides long. RefSeq lists its product as uncharacterized. The transcript has 5 exons. The record is from RefSeq and is a predicted model, not a curated record. Gene Ontology annotation, molecular function: DNA-binding transcription factor activity; transcription cis-regulatory region binding. Gene Ontology annotation, cellular component: nucleus. Bases 1 to 1530 code for a protein of 509 amino acids. Gene Ontology annotation, biological process: positive regulation of transcription by RNA polymerase II. Lineage: Eukaryota; Fungi; Ascomycota; Dothideomycetes; Dothideales; Saccotheciaceae.
AUGCCCAACGACCGGACCAGAUGUCUGUCCUGUCGAGCUCGACAUGCCAAAUGUAUCAUCAAGCAGGGUGAAGAUGUUUGUUCACGAUGUCGAAGCUUGGGCAAAUCUCAAUGCAUCUUUGAAUCGGCAUGGCGCUUCAAGAUAUGCAAAAGCGCAAUGAUUGCAGCUCAGCGUACUGACUUUCAGUAUCGCCCGUCACAACCAUGGGUUUCAACGAAUCUGAAGCUCACCUACGUCUUUGAAAAGGGUGAUGGUCUAGAGGAUGAUGGCAACACGAUUGAAGAUGGGUCGGUCGACACUCCCGAGACACGGACGUCGCUAUCGUACGUCUUGUCAUCAUCUUCAACCUCGGUGAAGGAGUCGCCAUUGACUUGCUCAAACACAACCGUCACUGACAUUCAGACUCCUAAAGAUAUAUCGACGUCUUUGGUCCAGCCUCUUACACAUCGCGAAGCACUUCUCGUUCAAUGCUUUAUUGGCGUGAUAUCGCCGUGGCUUGACGUUUUGCAAGAUGUACCACGAUUCGCCCAGGAGGUGCCUGUGAGAGCUACCAAAUCACCCAUGCUGCUAUUCGCAAUACUAGCUGCAUCAUCGCGGUGGCAGACUCUCAGAGACAGUGACUGGCAAGAAGCCGCAGGCUAUCAUAGCAAAUGCCUGACAUUAGUCAUCCAAGCUCUAUCGCAACCGGAUCUCUGCCACGAUGACAAUCUCAUAGUGACAAUGGUCUGCUUGAGGCUCUACGAGUUGUUCAAUUCACAGCCCUUCAGCUCUCUUCAUCUCGAUGGGCUGGCUUCCCUGUUAAGUGCGAUACCGAGCUUCUUGCAAUCAGGAGGACUAGCAGAAGCGGCUGCCUGGCUGGCGCUACGCCACGAUUUAUUUAUGGCAAUGGUGGCUAAACGGGCACCUAGAAUCAGUCUGAACGACUACGAUCAUUCAAAUGUCUUUCAGAGACCCCUGACUCCAGGCGCGACGGCUUAUGCAAUCAUCCUCAUAUGGGCCAAGAUUUUGCGUCAUUUGUAUUCGACAGAUCAGCACGACUCGCCUACUACAUGGCCAGAAAUCGAGAGAGCCGUUGCAGACUGGUAUGAUCAGAGUGGAAUAGAGCCACUUUUCCAACAGAACUCGAAUGUGGACCCGGAUCAGCCAUUCCCGAUCAUCAGCUUGACUAGUGCACCACAUGUUGUCGCUCUCGAGUACUAUUACAAUUGCCAAAUAUAUAUCAACUUAUACAAACCGCUAGACUCGCAACACGAUAUACCCGCAGCGGUAAAGGAUGAUCGACAUCAAGCUGCGAUCGACUCAAUGUGCUCCAUUCUAGGCAUUGCACUAUCAAACACCUGGGCCGAAGACGCAAUCUUUCCAGGCCUUCAUAUUCUCAUCACAUGCGGACAUCACUUUACCGACUCUUUGCAGCGAGAUCAUGCUCUCCGAUUCUUGGACUCCAUCACUACGAAAUUCGGAUAUCGUACUGAUAGGCUCGUGAAUGCACUGAAACAUCAAUGGGCAGAACACGAUGCUUCGAAGGAUUGA